Melampsora larici-populina 98AG31 is the source of this 858-nucleotide messenger RNA. RefSeq lists its product as uncharacterized. The transcript is spliced from 4 exons. NCBI's taxonomy places the organism in Eukaryota, Fungi, Basidiomycota, Pucciniomycetes, Pucciniales, Melampsoraceae. Bases 79 to 513 code for a protein of 144 amino acids. The record is from RefSeq and is a predicted model, not a curated record.
AUAUCAAAGACUUCUAACUGAACAAAGACUUCCAAUUCCAUCAAUUCAACCAAUCCACCUUCCAAUCAAACCUCUACCAUGAAGACCUCUACCCUCUUUUUAUCUACGCUCGUCAUCUUCGCCGGCCUAUUGUCAAAUGCGCUGGCAGUGACGUGGUCCUCGAAUUUUGCUCAAGCAGACAUCAACACAUUGACCCCUCUCCUGAAGAACAUGCAAACUUAUCUAUCAUCCGAAAAAGUGGUUGCAUUUGGUGAAACAACAGUGAUUUACACUAAGCAAGACUUCAUAGAUGCCUUUGCAAGCUACAAAGAAUUUGGUAAACUGAGCUUCAACUUUAAGUCAGCCAAACUUCUUAGCGCUCGUUCCGCUUCUUCAUAUCAAAUGACUGUGGACGGAGGCAUCAGCACAUCCUUUGGAAUUCCGAUCACUUUCAAUGCCAACAUCAUCUUCACGGGUGCACAUCCAGUAGCUGGUGAGGUUAAGUCUGCGAUCUUCACCAUCAAUAUUGGAUGAUGAUUUUCUUCGCUUUAUGUACUGUUUUGUAACUUUAUCUCUGUCUGUCUUUGUUAAUUCUUUCAUAUUUUAUGGACCUUUUGCUUCAUUUUGCAUUUUUCAUCAGAUUUGUCACAAUUAUUUAUUCCUGAAUACGGACGAUGCUUAUUGAUUGUCAGCUUCAUAUCCUGUUUGCAGCAAAGACUCAUACAUUGAUUUCUCUAUAUAAACAAUUCUCAUUUAUUGUCCUGAUCAUGAUCUUUUUGAAAGGAAAGACAGAUCAAUCUAUACACUAGCAGCACCUUAACACAUACCACUUUAGCAUCAAUUGGAAGAUCAUAAUUCUACAAGCUUUGAUUUUGAGGG